Colletotrichum chrysophilum is the source of this 1122-nucleotide messenger RNA. RefSeq lists its product as uncharacterized. The record is from RefSeq and is a predicted model, not a curated record. Gene Ontology annotation, molecular function: protein binding. Lineage: Eukaryota; Fungi; Ascomycota; Sordariomycetes; Glomerellales; Glomerellaceae. The coding region runs from base 1 to 1122 and encodes 373 amino acids. The transcript has 2 exons.
AUGCACAGCCGUGGGGACAGCGUUGAGAUCACCGAGGAGAUUAUUAGCGCUGCCGUUCAAAACACUUAUUCUGGCCACAGGGUUCUGAAAAUUCUCCUGGAUAGGUACGAAGACGAUGUCCCUGUCACAGAUGAUGUCCUUAGGCUUGCGGCUAGUAACGAUAGGCGCGGCGACAAGAUUGUGGAGAUACUUCUCAAGAAGCGUAGACGAGACAUCCGGGUCACCAGAGAGAUUUUCAAGGCCGCGGCUCAUAAUCCGAAUUGCGGCCACAGAGUAAUUGCGACAAUACUUGACAACCGCGAUGGAGUUGACGAUGAGGAUGGAGAAGUUUCCGUCGCUCUCCAAAAAGCCAUUUACAUCGCUUCAAGCAAGGGCAUUGGGGAUACAGUUCAGGUUCUCCUGAAGAAUAAAGCAGACGUCAAUGUGGAGGGAGGAUGGCUUGGAAAUGCUCUCCAUGCUGCUUCGUAUUCAGGGUUCUCUUGGAUUGUCAGGAUACUCCUAUUGAACAGCGCACAAGUCAACUGUGAAGGAGGCCGGUUUGGUCACGCUCUCCAAGCCGCUUCUGUUGGCGGGCAUCUGCAGAUUAUUCGGACGCUCCUCCAACACAACGCAGAAAUCAAUGCUCAGGGUGGCCUGUACAACACUGCACUCCAAGCCGCUUCAGCCCAUGGCUACGAGGAGAUAGUUCAGUUCCUCCUGCAGAGCAACGCAGAUGUGAACGCUCAAGGAGGCAUAUAUUCUACUGCUCUCUAUGCUGCUUCAUUCGAGGGACACUAUGGUAUUGUCCAAAUACUUGUCCAAAAUAAUGCAGACGUUAAUAUCCCAGGAGGUGUUUUUGGCAACGCUCUGCAGGCGGCUUCAUCUGAAGGCCACCUGAAAAUUGCCCAGCUGCUCCUCGAAAACGGCGGGGAUCCCAGCUGGGACACCGGCUUUUACGGCAGUUCUCUGCAAGCCGCUUCGGCUGGCGGUCAUACCGAACUGGUCUCAUUCUUAUAUGACGAGUACAAUGUUGACCUGAACUGCAGCAAUGGUUCAUUCGCUCGUACAGCCUUGUCGUACGCUGCUAGCGGUGGCAAUAGCUCCGUUGUACAGCUACUGCUCACUUAUGCGGAUAUGGUAUAA